AUGGCGGCGGAGACCCGGCCAAGCCUGACCUCCAUUUCGUCGGGCGAACUGCGCAGCCUGUGGACGUGCGACUGCGAGCUGGCCUUGUUGCCUCUGGCCCAGCUGCUGCGCCUGCAGCCCGGCGCCUUCCAGCUGCGCGGGGACCAGCUGACCGUGCCGGGCCCCGGGGAGCCCACGGCCGCACGCGGGGGCUUCAACGUCUUCUCUGAUGGCGUGGUCCGCCUUGACGCCCAGCUCUACCGCCUCAGCAGCUACAUCAAGAGGUAUGUGGAACUGACCAACUACAGCGAUUACAAAGACUACAGGGAAACUAUUUUGAGCAAACCAAUGCUCUUCUUUAUUAAUGUACGGAACAAAAAAGAUGCUUCAAAAGAAAAGACGUAUGCAUUUCUUGUGAACACAAGACAUCCUAAGAUAAGAAGACAGAUAGAGCAAGGGAUGGAUAUGGUCAUUUCCUCCGUGAUUGGAGAGAGCUAUCGGCUUCAGUUUGAUUUUCAAGAGGCCGUGAAGAAUUUUUUCCCUCCAGGAAAUGAAGUGGUUAAUGGAGAAAAUUUGAGCUUUGCAUAUGAAUUCAAGGCCGACGCGCUGUUUGAUUUCUUCUAUUGGUUUGGGCUCAGCAAUUCCACCGUCAAGGUGACUGGGAAAGUGCUGAACCUGUCCAGCACAAGUCCAGAAAAGAAGGAGACCAUUCGGUUGUUUCUGGAGAAGAUGAGUGAACCUUUACAUCGUCGGAGCAGCUUCUCGGACCGGAAGUUCAGUGUAACUUCCAGAGGUUCAAUAGAUGACGUUUUUAACUGCAAUCUGUCACCGAGACCAUCUCUCACGGAGCCGCUUUUGGCAGAAUUACCAUUUCCAAGUCUUCUGGAAGCUGAGAAGACACCCAACCAGUUUGUCUGAUUGCAUUUCACAUUCUAGCAGUUACUCCUACAUUGAAGACCUGGGCAAGGAUGGAAGGUGGAGGGAAUAAAAGGAGGUGGG
This is a messenger RNA of Chrysochloris asiatica (Cape golden mole), 978 nucleotides long. It is a transcript of the gene MEDAG, whose product is annotated as mesenteric estrogen-dependent adipogenesis. NCBI's taxonomy places the organism in Eukaryota, Metazoa, Chordata, Mammalia, Afrosoricida, Chrysochloridae. The record is from RefSeq and is a predicted model, not a curated record. The transcript has 5 exons. Gene Ontology annotation, cellular component: cytoplasm. The coding region runs from base 1 to 897 and encodes 298 amino acids.